AUGGCCGACGUCGAGGUCGCGGCAGCGCUCACGGCGCUCUCGAUUUCGUUCGAGAAACACGAGCACCGUGAGCUCCCGAUGACAGCAGACGUGGUCGACACCCUGUCGCAUCUCCCCGGUCUCUCGACCAAGAACUUGGUGUUCAAGGACAAAAAAGAGGGGCUUUUCCUCGUGACAGUGGCGUGUCACACUGUCGUUGACACCAAGAGACUCGGCGCGCAGCUCCAUGCUGCGGGCAUUGGCGGCCAGAAAUGGAACCUGCGCUUUGCGUCCGAAGACGUGCUCAAGGAGUCGCUAAACGUGACGAGAGGCUCCGUCUCGCCUUUGUGCGUCAUGCACGACGUGCACAACGUGGUUCGUCUCGUGCUGGACAAGGCGCUCGUGGAGACGGUGCAGGUCCAUUGCCACCCAUUACGGAACGAUCAGACGUACAGUCUCAAGCCUGAAGAGCUGCUGGCAUUCGUCCAGCAUUAUGGCCACGAGCCAAUCAUCGUGGACUUUGCGGCUCGACUUGACGACGCUGGCACUGCGUCAUCAAGUUUGGCAGGGAAAUCGACUGUGAAGGGCAAAGUGGCAGCGACAAAGAAAAAGGCCGUGGAACAAAAAACGAACGAAGGCAUGUCAGUGACAAAAAACGACCAGUUUGCUGAGUGGUACACGGACGCAAUUACAAAGUCGGGACUGAUUGAUUAUUACGAUGUCUCGGGCUGCUACAUCCUGCGUCCGUACUCGUAUGAGAUCUGGGAACGCGUCCAGGGGUUUCUGGACCGUCAUAUUAAAGCCAUUGGCGUCAAGAAUUGCUACUUUCCCAUGUUUGUGACGAAAGAGAAGCUCCAGCGGGAGAAAGAUCACUUGGAAGGGUUUGCUCCUGAAGUCGCGUGGGUGACCAAGUCUGGGAGCUCGGAGAUGAAGGAUCCCAUUGCCAUUCGUCCUACGAGUGAGACCAUCAUGUACCCGGCGUUUAAGAACUGGAUCCGUAGCCAUCGUGACUUGCCAAUGAAGCUCAACCAGUGGAACAAUGUCGUCCGUUGGGAGUUCAAGAACCCCACGCCAUUUAUUCGUACGCGGGAGUUUCUGUGGCAAGAGGGCCAUACAGCACACGCUACGAAGGAGGAAGCUGACGACGAGGUGCGUGCUGUGCUGGAUUUCUACGCUGCCUGUUACGAAGAGUUGCUGGCUGUACCGAUGGUAAAGGGUGUCAAGACUGAGAAGGAAAAGUUUGCUGGUGCCGACUAUACGACGACAAUUGAAGGCUUUAUCCCUGCAACUGGUCGUGGGAUUCAAGCAGCUACGUCGCACAUGCUUGGCCAGAACUUUGGCAAGAUGUUUGGCAUUGCUGCUGAGUACGAAGACGGGAAGAAGCUGAUUCCGUGGCAGAACUCGUGGGGGUUUACCACGCGAUCACUGGGUGUCAUGAUUAUGGUACACGGCGACGAUAAGGGUCUUGUGCUUCCGCCUCGUGUUGCACCAACUCAGGUCGUAGUCGUACCUAUUCCGUAUCAAAAUCAGGACGAGAUCGAUGAGAUUUUUGAGAAAGCCGACGAGAUUGUGGCGAAUUUGUCCGGUGCAGGCGUCCGAGUCGAAGCGGACAAGCGUCGUGUGUACACUCCUGGUUGGAAGUAUAACUAUUGGGAACUCAAAGGUGUACCACUUCGUGUCGAGGUGGGUCCAAAGGAUAUCGCCAAGAAACAGGUACGUGUGGUACGUCGGGACAACGGGGUCAAGGAGGAUAUUUUGGAGGUUGAGCUGGCGACCCGCAUUCCAGCUCUCCUUGAGCAGGUUCAGAAGGGUAUGCUUGAGCGUGCUACUGCCGAGCGUGAUAGUCACAUCCGUGAGGUGGUGGACUGGAAGGAGUUUGUGCCUGCGCUUCAGGAUGGCUGUAUGGUGCUGACUCCGUUCUGUGACGAGGUGGAGUGGGAGGAGAUUGUCAAGACCAAGUCCCGUGAGGAGUCGCUGGCUCUCAUGGGAAUGGAGGAAGAGGCCGAUAACACGGCGACUAGUGCUGCUGCGAAGACGCUGUGCAUUCCGUUCAAGAAGAACGAGGAGAGCCCUGUCACUGCUGACACCAAGUGCUUUAUUAGCGGCAAGCCAGCCAAGUGCUGGGUGCUUUGGGGUCGCAGUUACUAG
This is a messenger RNA of Peronospora matthiolae, 2127 nucleotides long. NCBI's taxonomy places the organism in Eukaryota, Oomycota, Peronosporomycetes, Peronosporales, Peronosporaceae. The record is from the annotation of a GenBank genome assembly.